ACUUCGAGCAAAGCUCCCUCUCUCUCGAGCAAAGCCCCGUCCCUUUCAGCGGGCUCAGAGGCCAUCACCGACCCCGCGCCGACUGGAUCUAUCAAGACUCCCUUGACCGUCGCUCUGCCUGAAUGCAAGCCGAACCCUCCUGCCGUCUUGACCGCCGACCAAGAGUCCAAGUAUGCGUCAGUACUCUCGACCGUCUCCACAUGGACCACAAUUCCUAGCAACACCCUCAAGGAUGCCACCAAUGAGCCCAUCACAGACAACGAGCGCAUGUGGUUGACUCGCGAGUGUCUCCUUCGCUACCUCCGUGCUACCAAGUGGGACGUUCCCAGCGCCCUCAAGCGUCUGCAAGGAACGCUGUCCUGGAGACGCGAAUAUGGUGCCGACACUUUCACCGCCGACUACAUUUCUCCCGAGAACGAGACGGGCAAGCAGGUCAUCAUGGGCUACGACAUCAACGCUCGCCCUUGUCUCUACCUCAACCCUGGCAAGCAAAACACAAAGAACAGCGACCGCCAGAUUCACCACCUUGCUUUCAUGCUGGAUAGAGUCAUCGACAUGAUGGGUCCUGGACAAGAGACGACUGCCCUCCUCAUCAACUUCAAGGGUGCUACGAGCGGCAGCACUCCCAGCGUUGGCCAAGCUAGACAGGUUCUGAACAUCCUACAAAACCACAACCCAGAGAGACUCGGCAGAGCUUUGAUCUCACAAUUGCCCUGGUACGUCAGCACCUUCUUCAAGCUCAUUUCGCCCUUCAUCGACCCCGUCACCAAGGAAAAGAUGAAGUUCAACGAGGACCUCAAGAAGUACGUGCCCACACAACAGCUAUGGAAGGACUACGGUGGUCAACUGAACUUCGACUACGACCACAAGGCAUACUGGCCCGCUUUGAACAAGGAGUGCGACAGACGCCGGGAAGCAUACAAGCAGCGCUGGAUCGAUGCCAGCAAGCAGAUUGGCGAAUACGAAGAGUACCUCCGUGGAGGUCAGCAGAAGUGCCUUCGUGACAUCUCGGGCGGCGCAGAAAAGGACAGCGCAGGUGUCCAAGCAGCCAAGAUUCCUCGCCUAGGAUUUGGGUCGUAUUAUUGA
This is a messenger RNA of Aureobasidium vineae, 1086 nucleotides long. The record is from the annotation of a GenBank genome assembly. Lineage: Eukaryota; Fungi; Ascomycota; Dothideomycetes; Dothideales; Saccotheciaceae.